Onychostoma macrolepis is the source of this 6166-nucleotide messenger RNA. RefSeq names its product ATPase phospholipid transporting 8B4 (gene atp8b4). The record is from RefSeq and is a predicted model, not a curated record. Lineage: Eukaryota; Metazoa; Chordata; Actinopteri; Cypriniformes; Cyprinidae. Gene Ontology annotation, molecular function: ATP binding; magnesium ion binding; ATPase-coupled intramembrane lipid carrier activity. Gene Ontology annotation, cellular component: plasma membrane. The transcript has 28 exons. The coding region runs from base 136 to 3819 and encodes 1227 amino acids. Gene Ontology annotation, biological process: phospholipid translocation; Golgi organization.
GCGCGGUUGACAGAGCUCGAGCGCGAGUAACAGGACUCAGGAGGCGGAUUUUUAGGCACCUGUCUGGUGUUUUCUGUCUUUAAUUUCUCAUGGACGCGUUACUCCACCCUGCCUCCGUAGCAGAGCCAUAGAUGAAUGGAUGGAGCAUGUUUUCGAGAAACCCGUAGGACCCGUCGAAGAUGGCCUGAUGUUAUGGCAAUUUGGAAGAAGGACGUUCACAUUGAGGAGGAACGACAUGUUCGAGCCAACGAUCGCGACUACAAUGAGAGGUUCAGUUAUGCUGACAAUCGCAUCAAGACAGCAAAAUACAACGUUUUCACCUUCCUGCCCAUUAACUUGUUCGAACAGUUUCAACGUUUUGCGAACGCCUACUUCCUAGUACUGCUGAUACUGCAGUUAAUUCCAGAAAUCUCCUCUCUUUCGUGGUUCACCACCAUUGUGCCUUUGGUGUUGGUGUUGGCUAUCACAGCUGUCAAAGAUGCUACUGAUGACUUUUUCCGCCAUAAAAGUGAUCAACAAGUCAACACCCGGCAGUCUCAGGUACUCAUCAAAGGAAAAUUGCAGAAUGAGAAAUGGAUGAAUGUACGAGUGGGUGACAUCAUCAAACUUGAGAACAAUCAGUUUGUUGCUGCUGACCUUCUCCUCCUUUCUAGCAGUGAGCCCUAUGGACUGUGCUAUAUUGAGACUGCAGAGCUUGAUGGAGAGACCAACCUGAAGGUGCGCCAAGCCUUGACUGUGACUUCAGACCUCGGGGACGAUGUUGCGAAGCUUGCAGACUUUAAUGGGGAAGUCAUCUGCGAGCCACCCAACAACAAACUGGACAAGUUCACAGGGACUCUGUACUGGAAAGAUAACAAGUACUCACUGGACAAUGAGAAAAUGCUCCUGAGAGGCUGCGUUCUCCGUAACACCGAGUGGUGUUUCGGCUUGGUUAUCUUCGCAGGACUUCAAACCAAGCUGAUGCAAAACUGUGGGAGGACGAAGUUCAAACGGACCAGCAUCGAUAAACUGAUGAACACCUUAGUUCUGUGGAUCUUUGGAUUUCUCAUCUGUAUGGGGAUCAUAUUGGCUAUAGGAAACACUAUUUGGGAGCAGAAAGUAGGCAGCAACUUUUGGGAGUAUCUUCAGUGGAAGGAGCUUACCAUCAAUGCAGUCUUUUCUGGCUUCCUGACCUUCUGGUCCUACGUUAUCAUCCUUAACACUGUCGUACCCAUCUCACUAUAUGUUAGUGUAGAGGUUUUGCGGCUGGGCCAUAGUUACUUUAUAAACUGGGACAGACGAAUGUACUACAGCCGUAAGGACACUCCUGCCGAGGCACGGACCACCACCCUCAAUGAGGAGCUGGGCCAGGUGGAGUUCAUCUUCUCAGACAAAACAGGCACCCUCACCCAGAACAUCAUGGUGUUUAAUAAGUGCUCCAUCAAUGGAAAGACCUACGGUGAUGUUUAUGACGAGUUUGGGCAUAAAGUGGAUAUUACAGAGAAAACACCAUGUGUAGAUUUCUCCUUCAACCCACUGAUGGACCGGAAAUUCCGUUUCCAUGACAGCAGCUUGGUCGAGGCCAUCAAGCUGGAAGAGCCUCUGGUGCAGGAAUUCUUCCGUCUGUUAGCGCUCUGCCACACCAUCAUGCCAGAAGAGAGAAAUGAGGGGGAGCUGGUGUAUCAGGCACAAUCUCCAGAUGAAGGAGCCCUGGUUACUGCUGCACGCAACUUCGGCUUCGUAUUUCGCUCCAGAACGCCAGAAACCAUCACUUUAUAUGAGAUGGGUCAGGCAGUCACCUAUCAGCUACUGGCCAUUUUAGACUUCAACAAUGUACGGAAGAGAAUGAGCGUUAUUGUGAGGAACCCAAUGGGGCAGUUAAAGCUUUACUCAAAAGGAGCCGACACAAUACUCUUCGACAGGCUGGACCCGUCUAAUGAAGAGCUGAUGUUUACUACCUCAGAGCACCUUAAUGAGUUCGCCGGGGAGGGUUUGAGAACAUUAGCGCUGGCGUACAAAGACCUGGAUGAAGACGUGUUUGACGAAUGGAUAAAGAAACUGCUGUUUGCCAGCACGACCCUGGAGAACAGAGAAGAAAAACUUGGGGCUCUGUAUGAAGAAAUAGAGCAGGACAUGAUGCUGCUUGGUGCUACAGCCAUAGAGGACAAACUUCAGGAAGGAGUUCCAGAGACUAUUGCCUGUCUGACCUUGGCCAACAUCAAGAUCUGGGUGCUCACCGGGGACAAGCUAGAGACGGCAAUGAACAUCGGCUACUCCUGUAACAUGCUCAGAGACGACAUGAACGAGGUGUUUAUAAUCUCAGGUCACACUAUGCUUGAGGUUCAACAGGAGCUCAGGAUGGCUAAAGAGAGAAUCAUGGGACCUGGCAAAGACAAAUUCAGCAGUGGCCUUGACAUGGAAAAGACAGAAUUGUACUCGAGUGACUCUGUCUUUGAAGAGACCAUCAUUGCAGAGUACGCUUUAAUCAUCAACGGACACAGUCUGGCUCAUGCCCUGGAGGCAGACCUGGAGCAGAUCCUGGUGGACGUGGCGUGUCUGUGUAAGACGGUCAUCUGCUGUCGGGUCACUCCGCUGCAGAAAGCUCUGGUGGUUGAGCUCAUAAAGACACACAAGAGAGCUGUCACUCUCGCCAUCGGAGACGGAGCCAAUGACGUCAGUAUGAUCAAUACGGCCCACAUUGGCGUGGGCAUCAGCGGACAGGAGGGGAUGCAGGCGGUGUUGGCCUCUGACUAUUCCUUUGCCCAGUUUCGCUACCUGCAGCGUCUCCUGCUCGUCCACGGCCGCUGGUCCUACCACCGCAUGUGCAACUUCCUCUGCUACUUCUUUUACAAGAACUUCGCCUUCACGCUGGUUCAUUUCUGGUACGGAUUCCUCUGUGGAUUCUCUGCCCAGACGGUAUAUGACCAGUGGUUCAUCACACUCUUCAACAUUGUCUACACCUCACUUCCUGUUCUGGCCAUGGGCGUGUUUGACCAGGAUGUGAAUGAGCAGUACAGUUUACGCUAUCCAAACCUGUACAGACCCGGGCAACUGAAUCAGCUCUUUAACAAGAGGAAGUUCUUCACCUGUACACUGCAGGGGGUCUGUACCUCAUUUAUCCUCUUCUUCAUCCCAUACGGAGCCUUCUUGACCGCUGUGCGGGAUGAUGGCGCCCACAUCUCUGAUCAACAGGCUUUUGCGGUAACGAUAGCAACCUCUUUGGUGAUUGUGGUCAGUGUCCAGAUUGGGCUUGACACCAACUACUGGACCGCUGUUAACCACUUCUUUAUCUGGGGAAGUCUAGCUGUUUACUUUGCAAUCCUUUUUGCAAUGCACAGCGAUGGCAUUUUCACCAUUUUCCCAAACCAGUUUCCUUUCAUAGGUACCGCACGUAACUCUCUGAAUCAGAAGAUUGUGUGGCUUGUCAUACUCCUCACCACAGUUGUGUGUAUAAUGCCCAUGGUGGCUGUCCGGUUCAUCAAGGCUGACCUCUAUCCAACGCACACUGACAAGGUGCGCUUACUUCAGCAGGCCUCUAGGAGGCAGGGUCCUCAAGAGCAGAACCUCAGGAGAGUCCGCAGGACGAGUUCUCGUCGCUCGGCGUAUGCUUUCGCCCACCAGCAGGGAUACGGAGAACUCAUCACCUCUGGCAAGAACAUGAAGGUACCCUCAUCCUCCACUUCCACAUACCCACUAUCCUCGCCCGCAAGAGGCACCAGCUUGGUGAAAAACAGCGGGGUGAGCGGCUCAACCGAUGCGGCAGAGACCAACGGCACUGGAUUUAGGAGGGAAAGUGACCAAAACCAAGAGGUAACGGUGGAAGACUUGGAGGCCAGAUAAAGGAGCAUUUUUCUUCCUUUACAGAAGGAAGAGGAAUUAGCACCUGUCUUUAAUGUGAGAAAAUGAUAAUGGAUUGUGUGCAGACACACUCUGGGCUCACAGAGAUGCCUUGUAGGGCACAACUAGACUAUGGGAGGGCUAGACAUGCACAGGAGACUCCAAAGAGCCAGCACAAUGAAGCACAGAUAACACUCAUUUUCUCAUGCAUCUGCUCCCGUCUCACAAGGCAUCCGUUUGAAUUUGAAAAUGAACUUGAGAUUCAUUUUGAUUUCAUUUUGUAUUUUCAAUUCUUCUGGCACAAAUUCAAGUUCAAUGUUUUUGUAUUUCAAGUUUUUGGAACUUGCUUUUAUGCACUUGCAUGGAAGCUAGUUUCCGCCACAGGAUAAAAAAAAAUAAAAAGGAAACUGUUCUACUUUUUGUGUCACAAUUCAGACUUUUUUCUUUGUAAUUUUGAAUUUAUAUCUCACAAUUCUUCUUUUCUCGCAGUUGUGAGAAAAAAAGUCAGAAUUUAUACAAAUUCAGUUCUUUGAAGAAAAGUUGGAUUUGUGAGAUUAUUUUGCAAUUGCAAGAAAAAAUUACAAAUUGUCAGAUUAAGCCACAGUUACUUUUUUUAUAUUUAAUUUCAUGACAAAAAAAAUCGGAAUAGCAAAAUGUAAACCUAGAAUUCUGAGAAUUCUUUUUCUCGCAGUUUAUAUCUUGGAAUUCUGACUUUUUCCUCAGAAUUCUGAGAAUUCUCGCAAUUGUGAGAAAAAAAGUCAGAAUUGCGAGAUACAAACUCAGUUCUCUGAAGAAACAAAGAAAAAAUUACAAAUUGUCAGAUAAAGCCACAGUUACUUUUUUUAUAUUUAAUUCCAUGACGAAAAACGGAAUAGCGAAAUGUAAACCUAGAAUUCUGUGAAAAAAUACUUUUUUUCUCGCAAUUCUGAAUUUUUCCUCAGAAUUCUGAGCUUAAAUCUCAAAAUUUUGUCGUCUUUUCUCAAAUCGUGAGAAAAAAAGUCUGAAUUGCAAGAUGUUAAGAUACAAACUCUGAAGAAAUUUCUCUGAAGAAAAGUCAGAAAUUGUGAGAUAAAGCAGCAGUUAGAUUUUUAUAUUUAAUUCAAUGACAAAAAAAAAAAAAAACAGAAUUGCAAAAUGUAAACCUAGAAUUCUGAGAAAAAGUCAGAAUUGUGAGAUAUAAACUCAAAAUUAAUUUUGUCAUCCUGGGGAAUAAAACAUCAGAAUUUAGAAUUGUGAGAAAAAGUUGCAUAUACCUGUUUAUUUAUUUAUUUUUUAAUCCCACUGCGGAAAUUGGCUUCCAUAUGUGAAUGAUUCAGGCAUUUGAACACUAAAUUAAACUUGAGUUUACGUUCAACAAAUGACAUUAUUCUAACAAUAUUAAUAAAGCAUAAAGGAGUAAACAUGUACACGUAUGUGAAAUAAUACCUCUUAUGUUGUUAUAAACACUGAUACAGCCAUCUGCAGUGGUUUAGGAUUAUAAAUGAAUUGCAUAUUAAAUAUGGAUACGUUUAAAGACCUGGAAGUUGCAUCACAAAUAUCUAUACUCAGUUUACUAAAAUGCACCCAAAUGCAUCAUGCUACUGGAUGAGUAAUAACACUUAGGAAUGUCUGAUAUCGAUGCCGCAGAGAACGUGCAUUGGCUGUAAAUCUUACGUUGGAGUUGUAAAGCAAGCUGUAGCUUUUUCACCAAUUAAAUGGGUUUUAAAAGGAUUUAAAAUGCCAAAUUUUAUUUUAAAUAUAGCUCUUUUUAAAAAAAAGAAAGUGUAAUAACAUUCCACACUUGUCCAUAAUUCAAACCGUAGUUAGUGCUUUUGCAUGCAGCUCAGCGAACUGAGAAUAUUGAGUUUUUACGCAAAGUUGUGCCUUCCAUCAAGCGAUAGACUGAAGCAUUUACACGUUUAAACUUCUAGAAUUCCACAUGUAUCUAAUACAAAGGUCUAUAAAGUGGGCAUUUCUUUACAGAAGGAAUUUUUGUGCCUUUUUGUUUUCCUUUCAUUUAAGGAAGCACUUUCAGUUCUGUUUGUCGAGUCGAAUGUGUUGCCAUUGUUUUUUUCCUUUGAUUCAGGCUGUUCAUUGCCCUCAUUGACUACAUAAAUGUAGAUCAUAUUUUUUAAAUUUAUUUGACGCAGGGGGUCGUACAACAUUACCUGUUUAUGAAUGUACAGUUGACAUGUUAAUUUAAUGUUAUGUUAAGUAUAUUUAUGAUGAAUGUAUAAGAUUUUCUGCUGUGCUAUUUUGUCAACAAAGACCAUGCAGAUUGUUUAUCGUUUUUAUUUAAAUGCAUGGAUUUUUAUACAAGUCAUUGUAAUUUUUUAUAUGAUAUGCAUUAAAUGGCCAUUGUUUAAUUUAU